This is a messenger RNA of Lytechinus variegatus (green sea urchin), 2175 nucleotides long. Its product is annotated as receptor-type tyrosine-protein phosphatase S-like. Gene Ontology annotation, molecular function: protein tyrosine phosphatase activity. Gene Ontology annotation, biological process: protein dephosphorylation. Bases 489 to 1385 code for a protein of 298 amino acids. NCBI's taxonomy places the organism in Eukaryota, Metazoa, Echinodermata, Echinoidea, Temnopleuroida, Toxopneustidae. The transcript has 11 exons. The record is from RefSeq and is a predicted model, not a curated record.
CCGGCUUUAAGUGUGACAACUCGAAAAAUAGAACCCCCUCCGGUCCUUCUGCAACUGGUGCUAUUGUAGGUGGAGCAGUCGGUGGGAUAAUCUUCAUCGUGCUGCUGAUUGUCAUCAUAAUAAUUGUACUAAGAUUGAGAAGAAAACCUCGCCCUAAGCCGGUCUCCUACUCAUAUAAUAAUGAUUGCAUUGGCGACAUUUCAACAGAUAAAGGCCAAGAAACAGAUCAAUCACCUCAGCGGUAUGAAAAUCUUGGACCUAGGAGGCGGAUUGAAUCUCCAACGCAAGCUCCUUUGCCCGACCUACCAAUUACUCGUUUAGAUCAGAGUUACAAACCUACACGGGUUACAGUAGAGAAGUCUUCAAGGGAUCGUCGCAUCAUACCUGUCUCAAAGUUUGCCACUUUUGUUGAGAAUAAUAGGCACACUGACACAUUCUAUAAGGAUUUCCUUAAUUUGGCAAACGUUUGUCCUGGUCCUUCAACCUCCAUGAUAAGAAGUGCGUUGAAGAAAGAAAACCGGUCAAAGAGUCGAAACACCAACAACCAUCCACUGGAUAGAAACCGGGUCAUCCUAGAGUCUGUAGGCUCUCUAGAUUCAGAUUUCAUCGACGCCAGCUACGUCAAGGGUAUUCGAUACAGGUUUAUAACUACACAGAUGCCUAUGCCUAACACAGUCGCCGAUUUCUGGGACGUGGUGUUUUACAACCAACCAACCGUUAUCAUUAUGCUUAACGAUGAUAACAGACGUAACAAGACUUGUGCCCAAUACUGGUUGGACAGUGGUGUUGCCAUUUUCGGAUCUUUUUCUGUCACUACGGUGUCUGUCUCCGAGAACGAAGGACUGAUAGAGAGGGAGAUGCAAGUUACCAGAAAUAAUUCAAAGGCUCGUCAUGUUGUGAAGCAGUACCAGUUCUUACACUGGCCAAAUGAGGCCCAGCAGCAAGCGAAUCGACCUCGUCAGCUAGUCAAUCUGAUGACAAAAGUUCAGGAAACUUUAGAACGAUCCCGAGAAGGGUUCCCAGUACUUGUUCAUUGCAUGAAUGGAGUUGGCCGAACUGGCGUAUUUUGUAGCACGCUUGAGUGCAUCGCACAAGUAAAUGAAGAAGGCGCUGUCGAUGUCUUUCACGUGGUGAAGAUGCUCAGAAGUGAAAGGAUGCAUUUCGUACAAACCGAGGAAGAAUAUUCGCUCAUCUACGAGCUGAUCAAAGAAUAUCUUCGAGAAAAUGAUUACGAGCAUCCGUUUCCUGAGGUUUCGCCGAACGAUCACACUUACACGUAUGCCGAUUCCCCUCUGGCCCCAGGUUCCGGUGAGAGUGAGCAUGUAUACGCACAACUGCAAGAGGGCGCCCCCGAUAAAGGAGUGUAUACCCCACUGAAGACAUAAAGAUGAUUCCGUUGGGACAAAGGCUCUUCCAGCUAAGGAUUCCAUGAACUCGGGAAUGGUUUAAAAUAUUGAAAUACGCACUGGCAUUUACUAAACACCUAAACUUUAAAGCCUGUAGACUAGUUGGUCAACAAGUUUAUAGUCCGCGAACAAGCUAAGAGUUACUUGUACGACUUUGACUAUACAGAUAUUGAAUAACAACACUGCAUAAUGAUGUUUAUGUUAUAAUUUAAGUGUUUUAAAAUUCAUUUUUUUAAUUCAUUUUUCAAAGGCAUUUAGUCGCCUCUUGAUGGAGAUUGUAUUCAUUCUAUAACCUGUUACCUGUUUUCGAAAGAAAUAUAUUGUUAUAUCUUGGGAGUAUUUGUGAGAAGGGAGUCGUUGCUGCAAGGGAGAAGGGAUGGCAGAAAGACAGCUUCUACUACCCUUCCCCCAAAACGUGUUCAAACAUGCACACAAGCAUAAAGUGUGCGCGUCAAUUAUUACAUGUCAACCAGGUAAAUUUUAUCUUUAUUAUAUGAUUGGCCGCUUCGCGCUCUCACUUUCUGAUCCUAAAAAAAUACUACGCAUUCUUACCUCAAUUCCCAGGAAAUUUUCUCAUUGGCCUUACAAAAAAAAAAUCGUUUCAAUAAUAUCUUCAAACUUCCUUUAAUCAAAUGCAUUUUCCUCUCAUGUAAAAGCGGAUCUAUCUUUGUUGUAUGAGAAACAUGUUUGUAUCAUUAUCUAUAAUAGAAAUUUCUUUGAUAUGUUACGUUUUAAAUAAACAAACUACAUUAUUGUGUAAUGUUAAGUA